Chironomus riparius is the source of this 2969-nucleotide messenger RNA. The record is from the annotation of a GenBank genome assembly. Lineage: Eukaryota; Metazoa; Arthropoda; Insecta; Diptera; Chironomidae.
UGGUUCUUUAGCAUCAAGUUUGAUUGUGAUGAGAAGAUGUUUAAGGUUACUACACACACAGUUGAGAAAUGUAAGAAGAUUUAUAGUUUUAUGGCUGAUUUAUUGGAAAUGGAUUUGUAUAAGUUCAAGUUUGAUCUUGUUGGGGUUGAUGAGUUUUGUAAGGUUGUUUAGAAAAAAUACAAAAGAGCUGCUUUUUUUGUAUAGUCAAAAGAGUCCAAGGGUAUCGAAGGUUGACUAUGUUUAUAAAAGGAUUUCCAAGAGUGUCCAAGAGUGUUUAAGGGUGUUAAAAGAUGUUUAAGGAUGUCCAAGGGAGUCCAAGAGUGUCCAAGGGAGUCCAAGAGUGUUUAAAGGUGACCAAGGAUGUCCAAGGGAGUCUAAGAGUGCCUAACGGUGUUCAAAAGUGCUCAAGGUCGUUCAAAUGUGUUUAAAGAAGUCCAGAACAGUAGAAGAAAGAUACAAGCGAGUCAAGGGGUUUAGUGAGAGUCCUAAGAGGUCAAGCAGACCCUCAAGAUUAAAAUAUAUAAGUUUAAUUCAGCUUGAUGACGCAUAAAACCACAAAAAGUUCAAAAAUUAUUUUUUUUUUCAAGACUAAGAUGAAAGUUAAGGUCGUAGUUCAGUGUUGUCCAAACAUUUUGGAGCCAAGGCACACCUGAAGGGUAACCCAUGACCGAAGUUGCACACCGUAUGCGGCUCAUGUCAGUUUCUACGGCAAAGUAUUGUGCCGCGGUACACAGUUUGAACAACACUGUCGUAGAUCAAAUUAAUCCCUCUUCAUAAAUUUCCAAAACCACAUCAACGGUUGAAAAUAAUUCAAAAUCUUCAACUUUACCUGAAAUUGCAUCCAAAAACUUUAAAAGUAACAAACUUUAAUUUCUUAAAAGUUUAUAAAAAUUCGUAAAUAAUCUCAAUAUGUUAAAUGAUAUUUAAUCACAACUUAAUUGCAUAAAGCACAUCAUUCAAGUUCUUACGUUGGUAAACAAUUAUCAAAGCUAUCAAAAACUAUUAAAUUGUCAUAUUAAAGUUUAAUAAAUAAUAUAAAAAAUGCUGAAACGCAGAAGCGAAAGAAGUCAUUCGAAAACUAGAAGUAAAAUUCAAAAGACUUCAACAUUAGCACAGGAAACGAACCACAAUGUCAACCUCCCACAAAUCCCAGUCGAAAUCAUCACCAACAUCAUCUCAUCCCUAACCGACACCAAUGACAUCAAAAACUGCAUGAAUCUAUCAAAAGAAGUCAGCAGCUUCAUCUUCAGAACCCCAAAAAUCGUCCAUCGAUUCCAAUUCAACCUCAACUGCAUCCUCGAGUACAACGAGUCUCUUGACUUCCUCAAAAAUAAAGGCAGACACGUUAAAUACUUAAAAGUUAAUUUCGAUUCCGAUGGCAUGAAAAUUAUGAAAAACUUAUUCAGUCACACGCCAAAUUUAAAGGAAUUUGCAAUUGUAAAUCAAAGUCCACUGCCACCACUGCCAACUGUUCGUAGAUGCUUUUGUUGUGGAAGUCGUCAGUUCCAUGGAGUUCCAUCAAAACAGCAAGAUUGGGUGCGAUUCACAAAACAAUGUUGGAUGCCAAGAAAAGGCUCAGUUCCGUUGCCAGGAUUGAAGGUUUUGGAAAUUGAGUUGAGAGAUUUGGAUGACUUUAUUAGAUCCACAAAGUAUGUGAGAAGCUUAGAAGUUUUGGUCAUUAAUGUGUCAACAUUAAGUGAUCAAAGGAUCAUGAAUGAGUUCAUCAUGCAGCAAGACAAUCUCAAGGAACUGACGCUACAAAGCAUUGGAAGGCUUGGAGCAAUCAGAUUCCCAACAAGAAAUGUCACUAAAGAUGUCAGAUUCAGACUCAGAAAGCUGAAGAUCCUCACAAAUGGUAGAAUGAUUUACAGCGACAUGGUUGACGGCUUCCUGCAGACACAAGCUAACAGCUUAGAGGAAAUGGAAUUUGACUUUUCACUUCGCGACUCAAAUUUGAACAUAAUUUUCAACAGAUUCACAAGAUUGAGGAAGUUUAUCCAGACAACAGAUGCAGAGAAUGUGCUUAUUAGAGAAUCAGGUGUGAUUUGGAGGACAUUGAAGCAUGUGGCUUACUAUGAAGACAUGAAUGUUGAAGGAAUCAGACUUAAUCGAGUUUGGAAUUCAUUUCCAAAAAUAAGUUCAGUAAAAUGUAAAUUUUUAAACAGUUCUUUUGGUGAUUUCUUCAUGAUUAAGGAACUGGAUAUCAAAGAGCUGAACAUUUUGAACCUCAAAAAUUCAAGAUUUUUAAACAUUAAUAAUUUGACGGUGGGGAAGCUUUGGGAUUGUGAAAAUGAAGAAAAUUGGAUAACAUUCAUGAUGAGAGUCAGGAAUGCCAGGAACUUGACAAUUAAUGGACUUCAAAAUAUUGAUGACUUCAUGUACAUCAUCAAGAGCUUAAUCAUAUUCACAAGACUAGAAAAGUUCAGCUUUAGGUACAAUCCAAGAAAUAUGAAGACAAUUGUCAGUGAUGACAACGAGACAAUCCCGACUGGAUGUAAAUUUUAUAAAAUUCUAGUCGACAAGAAUCAAAAGACAGUCAAAGUCAGUUCUUAUAUUGUUAAGAAGUGCAAAGGAAUUCUUGGAAUUUUGAUUCGAUAUUUUAAGGAUUUUGAGUUUUUUGAGUUCUGCUUCAAUGUGAUGAUGAUGAAGAAGCUUGAUGUUGAGGAACACAAGAUUGAUAUUCGGGAAUUUUAUGAAGCUAAGGCGGAAGCUCCGAGAAGUGAGAGACGAACUUUGAGAAAUUUGCCAGCUAUUAAUUAUAGGGAAUCUUUGAGGAACUAGAAAUUUGUGGUUUAAGCAGGCGCGUAGCCAGGAGGGUCUUCUCCCCCCCCCGCCCCUUAAACAUUUUGAACCGGAGAGUGAGCACGGCCUUAAACACUUAAGAAGGGGACAAGACCCUCCUGGCUACGCGCCUGGGUUUAACCCAAGCAAGUUGAACAAACCUAUUUGUCAAAAAGACAUGCGUUUAG